Molecule: messenger RNA, 5958 nt
Organism: Xiphias gladius (swordfish)
Lineage: Eukaryota; Metazoa; Chordata; Actinopteri; Istiophoriformes; Xiphiidae
Gene: zdhhc5b
Product: zinc finger DHHC-type palmitoyltransferase 5b
Exons: 12
Coding region: 1575-3761 (728 amino acids)
Biological process (GO): protein palmitoylation
Molecular function (GO): palmitoyltransferase activity
Source: RefSeq, a predicted model, not a curated record
CAGCUUGCAUGUUCGGCAUUAGUUGCUUGUUUUACCUGCUCUUUGUGGUGACCGUUUAGCUAAAAGUAGCCACAUUUAUCUUGUCAGUGAAAGCUAUUCGAUUAAGCGAGUGUAAAGCUUCCAUGCUAACCAGGUAACGUUAGCUAACUCUUAUAGCUGUGGUAAAGGACUGAGCGGUGUCGCAAAAAACUUUCGAGGCUAGGGACAUCCAACAGUUUACCCCCAGAGGCAGUGGUGAAAGAAGACAGGUGGACAAAGAGGGAAAAAAAGGACUAAAAUGCAUCAGACUCCAUAACAUCACUGCUGCACAUGGCUUUGUUGAAGAGAUGCAAAAUGGGAAAGGAGCUCUAUCUGCAGAGAAUUUGGAGGUGGGAGAGGUCUCUACAUACGGCCCCGGCCAAGUGCGGUGACACCUCGGUGAAAUACAUGGGGCUUCUUUUUGGAAUGAGUUGAUUUUGUCCCCAUAUUGGCACAAAGACUGAACGCAGGGGUCUCAAAAGUCCCAGGGGACACUGCUUGGCUAUUUGAGCUAUUUUACUUGUAAAGGCAAGACUAGACAUCAUUUCAUUUUUUAUUUUUAUUUCUUAUUUUUAUUUUUUUAAUCAGAUUUUGAAAAAUAAAUUCCAGCUGGACUUUUGUUUGAUGUUGAGCUGUUUCCUGCAACUGGUUUAAAAGUGAAUUUGUUUGUUUAGAUGUUUUCCCCUGCUGACUUAAUUCGAAAAGCUGGAACUGUCUCGCCUGCCGCCAUCCUCAGUUUCUUCCACCCACCCAGUGCCUAAAUAACCUGUUUUGGGACAAUCGCAGAAGUCAUCAGCACCUGCUACGCUCAAUCCUCUGCCUGUUCUCCUCCAUGUGCUUCUGUUCUCAGCCUGCUGGCUAUCCACCCACUACCUCUUUAAUUUUUUGGUCUUUUCUUUUUCUAUUCAUUUUCUCUGAGAGGCGUAAUCAGAACUCGAUCACAGUGACGAGCAUUAAUGUAAACACUGACUUUCAGGAGUGGAGAGAAACCUAGAUUGCUCUAAUUUUAGUCGCGUAUGAGAGUGUCUGCACUUUUGAGUACAUGCACAGCAGUGUUAGGGUUGCGCUGGUAACAGGGAACAGCUUAAGAUUAGAUUUAUUUAUAUUGUUGCACCAAAUACAUUUACAUUAAAGCCAUACAAAAAUAUUUAUGAAUUACCUAAACAUAUUUUUGUAUUACAUUGCUCUUGUGUAGUUUUGCUUUUAUACGCUUCUAAUAAGAUUAUGCACACAAUUUAAAUAUUUACAACAAAUUGCACACAUGCAAGUAGAGCUGUAUAUUGUUAUAUAAAUAAUUCUCCUUUUUUUGUUGUUGUGAUUUUUGAGUCUAUUAGUGCUGGGAGACAUUUUGUGUGUAGACACAGAGAAUCCCUCAUGUUUCUAAUGAGUUGCUGCUUUGCAUAGUGUUGGGUUUUCUUUUCCAGUAUAUAGUAAUGGCCCCACCUUCCAAACAAACACCAUAUUUGCCAUUUUGACCUGUAAAGUACCUCUUAUAGUAGGUAGACAGUAGAUAUCUACCUCUCUCUCUCUGUCCCCCCCCCCCCUCUCUGUUUCUGAUGCCGGGCUUCAGUGGUGGGGGGGUUGGGGGAGGAGUAGGUGGCCCCGCUUCUGCUCCUCCCCGUCCAUUUCGACCCAGCCGAUAUGUCCCAGUGUCUGCGGCCACCACUUUCCUUGUCGGAUCCACCACCCUGUUCUUCUGCUUCACGUGCCCGUGGUUGUCAGAGUAUUUCUCCUCUGUCAUUCCCAUUUACAAUGCAGUGAUCUUCCUCUUCACCCUCGCCAACUUCUGCAUGGCCACUUUCAUGGACCCUGGAGUCUUCCCCAGAGCGGAGGAGGAUGAGGAUAAAGAGGAUGAUUUCCGCGCACCGCUCUAUAAGACAGUGGAGAUCAAAGGCAUCCAGGUGCGCAUGAAGUGGUGCUCAACCUGCCGCUUCUACCGCCCGCCGCGCUGCUCGCACUGCUCAGUCUGCGACAACUGCGUGGAGGAUUUUGACCACCACUGUCCUUGGGUGAACAACUGCAUUGGUCGGAGGAAUUAUCGCUAUUUCUUCCUCUUCCUGCUAUCACUUACCACCCACAUCAUGGACGUAUUUGGCUUUGGCUUGGUUUAUGUCCUGCACCACCGCCAACAGCUGGACACACCACAUGCCGCUGUUACUAUGGCUGUGAUGUGUGUGGCUGGUCUGUUUUUUGUCCCUGUCGCUGGCCUGACUGGGUUCCACGUAGUGCUGGUGGCCCGCGGCAGGACCACAAAUGAACAGGUGACAGGAAAGUUUCGGGGUGGCGUUAACCCUUUCACCAAUGGCUGCUGGAGGAAUAUUUCACAUGUGCUCUGCAGCUCCCAGGCCCCCAGAUACAUGGGCCGGUGGCGGAGCCCUCAAUCAAUGGAAGUACAGCCACCAUUUCUUAGACCGCCUCUCACUGAGGGUCAGCUAGAAGCCAAGGUCCUGGACAAUGGCAUCCAGAAUGACCGACACAGCACCAGGUCCAAGAGCAGUCUAGAUCAGAUGGAGAGCCAGUCCGCUGAUGCAGAGCCUCCACCUCCUCCAAAGCCAGAACUGCGUUACCCUGGCCUGCCCCGUGCUGACACAGAGGAGAGCAGUUUGUUGACUGAAGCUCCACCUACGCCAUCAAUGUACAAGUACCGGCCAGCCUACAACAGCCCAGGAAGGAACCACACUGCCCUCACACACCCCAACAAGAUGAUUCGUGGGGAGAGUCUUGACUCUCCAUCUCCCUCCAUCCUGCAGUCCAGCCGUCAGCCUAGCUACCGCUCUGAGCCGAGCAGCCUGGACGGGGCCACAGUGGUGGGGGGAGGUGUAGGGGUGCGCAGAGGGGGAGGGGAGAGGGGUGAGGGCCCCGGAGGCCCUGGUGGGACUGCUGGGGGGGUGUCGGGGGGCAUGUCGGGUUACUCCCUGACAGGGCGCUCCUACACCUCCUACCCAUCUUCUCUCAUUCUGUCCACUGGUGGCUCACGCUCCUCCAGCCUCCGCUCAGCGCACACAGCACAUAACCCGCUGGCCACGCUCCAAUCAGAAGGCACCACAGACACCAGCUACAAAAGCUUGGCCAACCAGACGCCUCGGAAUGGCAGCCUGUCCUAUGACAGCCUGCUGACACCAUCUGAGAGCCCAGAGUUCGAGUCAGCCGCCCACGAGCUGUCGCCGCAGAAGCCUCAUGCUCUGUUUCCCUCGGCGACUAUAACAGGCCAGCCUGAGGUGGUGUCACCCAGUACCCCGCUGCAGGGCUAUAUGUCGCCCUUCCUCUCAGCUCAGAUCGCCCAGCAGAGGGAGGGGCAGCUGCUCCAGGGUUCUGCCACUUUUUCCUCCCCCCACAGGGCAUACCUGCGUGCCGUCAGCCCGCCCCCUCCCUCUUCCGCUGGGCCUCCUGAGACCCAGCACCUGCUCCAGCAUAACCAAGACUCCUCUUCCCGAGGUCCUCGUAACCCUUCCUCCUCAUCCUCAUCCCCUGGGGUUCGCUCACUAGAGCCUGCCGUUUCCCCGCCACCUCGAGGCCUCUCCCUCAGCAAGUCCCAGUCCUACACUGGGGAGGCAGGGCCACAGCACAAGCCUCGACCCGUAGGAGGAGGCAGUGUGCUGGGAGGGGGAGGAGCCGGAGGAGGGCAACAGGCUCCACAAUCCACCUCUCGCCCAGUCUUGGCCAAUCACACCACAUCCAAACCAGGGGGCGGGGUGAAGAAGGUGACAGGUGUUGGAGGGACCACUUACGAGAUAUCGGUUUGAGUGACAGAUGUCCUCCAUGGUCUAUCACAAAGAGGGGGAGGAAAAUUCACUGGACUACUUCGACUUGUCUCUUCAUUGAGCUGGAUAUUAUCCACGACUGCAGGCUCCUGAAAAAUGACGGUUUUCCACUGCAAUGGACUAAAGGAGGAAUCCUGUCUGGUACUCACUUUGUUAUCUUUGUAACACCACUGGCCAUUCUUCAGCCUUUCAGAUUUGAACAAAGAGGAACUGGGGACACUGGUUAAUUUUUCACAGGAUCAGUUCAUGUCCAUUUAGCCACUUUGUGAGCCAUAGACUGAUGUGACUGUAUCAUCACGGCUGGGUACAGGUAUGUCUAUAGAACACGCAUAGCUAUUCAAUGAUUUGCUGUUUUACUUUGGUACAUUAGCACAGUACAGAGUACUGACAGCGGUGUCCAACACGUAAGGAAAGGAUGGCCUUUAUCCAGUGGAUGUAAAAUUAAAGAGGGAGGAUUGAGGACUGUUGACCAAUAGAAACGUCUUCUUUUCCACUGUCUGAAUGGCCCACACAGCCUGUUAAUUGAUAAGAGUAGUGGAGACAAGAGUCCAACCUAUAAACACAGAAUCCUUUUAGUUUUAUAAAUCUUUUUUUAAAUAUUGUUUUAUAUACAUGUAUAAAAUCUUACAGAUUACUAUUGGGUCAAAUUGUCAGGUAUUGAAGAUAACUGUUGAUGAGGGUGGCAGAUGUACUGUGUGUUAUUAUUCACAAAAGCGAUUUCAAAUCAGUUGCCUGUUUAUAUUUGAUGGCUGCAUCAGCCAUUCAUGAGCUCUUGCUGGAAUGUUCAUUGUCCAAAGAGAAUGAUGAUGAUCCUUUGGUGGAUAGCUGAAGUGGCAAAUAAUUGAGCUUAAUUUUUGAAAGCCACAAAGAAAUUCUGAAUCACGAUCGCAGCACAAGCAUCUUUGUGGAAUGUACGCUUGUAAUGUUUAUGCUAGAGACAUUAUGCAAAAUCUGUUUGUAGCUUUAAGAUCAUUGUAUGUCUUUUUGGUGUUUUUUUUUGUUUUUUCUUUUCUUUUCUUUUUCUUCUUUUCUGUAAUGUUUUGUCUGUCAGUCAGUUUAGAUGCUAGCAGAACCUUGUACCUUUUAACGGAUGGCCAGCCAAAUAGGGGCAGCGAGGGAAGGGCUUAUUUAUUUCACCAGACAAGAUAACCUUGUAGUUCUGGACACAAUUUCAAACCAGUCUCUACCACUUUGCUCGGUUUUUUGUUUUGUUUUGGUUUGGGGUUUUCUGAGCGAGAGAGAGAAAGUGUUUUUUUUUUUUUCUGAAAAAGCUUAUAAAUGAAAUUGUGAAUGCAAUACACCACUGAGUAGAUUUUUAAGGGGGGACUGGUUUGCAACUGGAGACUGUGUUGAUUUGGUUUUUUGCCUUGAGACCAUUCAUAGUGAAACAAGCGCAUUUUUUUUCUAUUGGUUUUUAUUUUUUACACUUUUCUGAGGAAAAAAAUUAGAUUUUUGUUUUGAUUGAUUUGCUAAUUUAAAAGAAAAAAUUAUGUAAAGGUACAGUUUUUUUUUUUUUUAACUCACAGAUAUGUCGAGAAAGGAAUUAGUACAGGAAGGGAGGUGUGUAUGUGAGUUUGUCUUUCAGGAUUGGGCAUUACAGUAAAGGGUGUAUAUCUUUUUCUUUCCUUCUUUUAUAAAGGCCCACAGCUGUGUGUGCAGCAGAAUGUCAAAGCUCGAUUAAAGUAGCACAUCUUUGGGGGAAAAGUACACGCUUGAAGCACACAAGUACCAUUGUUCAACCCAAGCAACUGUGUUACAAGUUUUCAACCCUCCCGGGCUAUGUCUUUGGUGUGCAUGUGAUUUUUGUUUGUUGUGCUGAAUGCUUCACUGGCGUGCAAAUUUGUGAGAAUUUUGUCAAAUGCCUACCUGGUUCAUGUGUGGGUGGUAACAAGAAAAGAUGUAUCAUUAAUGGCAGAAGCAGCCGUCGCGCAGAGAUAAAGAGAACCUGUGUUACUUUUCUUCCUUCUCUGGCCAAAGAUGGUGGCCAUUGAACAAUUUGAAACUAUGUGAGUAUAAUAAGUAUACUUCUAUGUGAGAUAAAAUAUCGCUAUUGUGGGCUGUGAUGAAUGGAACAAGUUUCACAAAUAUCUGUAACGAGUACAUUAAAGACAUUUCCAAAAUGGCCUUAUCAAGAAUUUUUAAAAAGAUGUCUUCUCAGAAUAAAAGGUCGAACUGAUGA